AUGGCACGUAGACCCGCUCGUUGCUACCGCUACAUUAAGAACAAGCCUUACCCCAAGUCUCGUUACAACCGUGCCGUCCCUGAUCCCAAGAUCAGAAUCUUUGACUUGGGCCGUAAGCGUGCCACUGUUGACGAGUUCCCCUUGUGCAUUCACUUGGUUUCUAACGAGUUGGAACAAAUUACCUCCGAAGCUCUCGAAGCUGCUCGUAUUACCACCAACAAGUACUUGGUUAAGAUCGCUGGUAAGGAUGCUUUCCACCUCCGUGUCCGUGCUCAUCCCUACCACGUUGUCCGUAUCAACAAGAUGCUUUCUUGUGCCGGUGCCGAUAGAUUGCAACAAGGUAUGCGUCACGCUUUCGGUAAACCCAACGGUUUGGUUGCCCGUGUGAGAAUUGGCCAAGUCUUGAUGUCUAUCCGUACCAAGGACUCCAACCGUACUACUGCUAUUGAAGCCCUCCGUCGUUGCCAAUACAAGUUCCCUGGUCAACAAAAAAUCAUUGUUUCCAAGAAAUGGGGUUUCUCUCAAUACAACCGUACUGAAUUCAUUGAGAAGCGUAGCCGCGGUGAAGUCAUUCCUGAUGGCUGCUACGCCAAGUUCUUGAACAAGCGUGGUAAACUUGACGAGAAAUUUGAAGCUUUCCCUGAUGCUUCUUUCAACCUUGCUUAA
This is a messenger RNA of Schizosaccharomyces osmophilus, 666 nucleotides long. Its product is annotated as 60S ribosomal protein L10. Gene Ontology annotation, biological process: translation; ribosomal large subunit assembly. Bases 1 to 666 code for a protein of 221 amino acids. NCBI's taxonomy places the organism in Eukaryota, Fungi, Ascomycota, Schizosaccharomycetes, Schizosaccharomycetales, Schizosaccharomycetaceae. Gene Ontology annotation, molecular function: structural constituent of ribosome. The transcript has a single exon. The record is from RefSeq and is a predicted model, not a curated record. Gene Ontology annotation, cellular component: ribosome; cytosolic large ribosomal subunit.